AUGCGCAUUGUAACCCCUAGAAAGAUGUCUGCAUCUCUUCUCAGUCGUUGUGCUCGCAAGAGCCUUCUUAGCAAGGUCAUGACCCCUACUGAAGUGGCCCACAAGUUCUUCAAGAACGGAAUGACGGUCGGUUGGUCUGGAUUCACCCCUGCUGGAUAUCCCAAGGUGGUUCCCAUUGCUGUUGCUGAUAUGGUGGAGAAGGAGGGAGCGAAGCUUCAGUUUGAGCUGUUUGCUGGAGCCUCUGUGGGUGCCGAGACCGAGGAUCGCUGGGCCAAGCUGGGUAUGAUUUCUCGUCGUUGGCCUUACCAGACCGGUAAGAACAUUGCCAAGGGCAUCAACACCGGCAAGAUCGAGAUGGGUGAUAUCCACCUGUCCGCCUUCGCCCAGAACCUCUCCUGGGGUUUCUUCACGAAGGACCACGCCACGAACCCCGGCAAGCUGGACAUCGCCGUGGUGGAGGCGACUGCCAUCACCGAGGACGGCGGUCUGGUCCUGGGAACGGGUGUGGGUAUCACUCCCGAGAUCCUCGCUCUGGCCGACAAGAUCGUCAUCGAGGUGAACACCUCUCUGCCCGUGCUGCGCGGCAUCCACGAUAUCGUUGCGGACCCGCGUCCUCCGCACCGUCGUCCCUUCCUGAUCUCCCGCGUGGACGACCGCAUCGGCUCCGAUCUCGCCUAUUUCGACGAGACCAAGGUGGUGGCCGUGGUGGAGAGCACGCUGCCCGAUAACGGCCGUGGCUUCUCCGCGGUGGACGAGAACUCGAAGAAGAUCGCCGGACACAUCAUGGACUUCUUCGACAACGAGGUCAAGCAGGGCCGUCUCCCCGCCAAUCUGCUGCCUCUGCAGUCCGGCGUGGGCAACAUCGCCAACGCCGUGAUCGGCGGCCUCGCUGGCAGCCACUUCGAGCAUCUCCAAGUCUGGUCGGAGGUCCUGCAGGACACCGUGCUCGAUCUCUUCGACGCGGGCAAGCUCGACUACGCCUCCGCCGUGUCGCUGUCGCUCUCCCCCGCCGGCUUCGAGCGCUUCUACAAGAACCUGGACUUCUACAAGAACCGCUGCGUGAUCCGCCCCGAGGCCAUCGCGAACUUCUCGGAGAUCGUGCGUCGUCUGGGCGUGGUGGCGAUGAACACGCCGGUGGAGGUGGACAUGUACGCGCACGCCAACUCCUCGCUGGUGGGCGGCACCAAGAUGAUCAACGGCCUCGGCGGCUCCGGAGACUUCCUCCGCAACGCCUAUCUCUCCAUCAUGCACACGCCCUCCGCCCGAAAGAGCAAGACCGACCCCACGGGCAUUUCCUGCAUCGUGCCGAUGGCCGCGCACAUCGACCACACCGAGCAUGAUCUCGAUGUGAUCGUCACCGAGCAGGGACUUGCUGACCUGCGUGGAUUGUCGCCCAGACAGAGAGCGCAGUGCAUCAUUAAGAACUGCGCUCAUCCCGACUAUCGCGACCAGCUCAUGGACUACUACAAGAUGGCCGAGAAGAAGUGCCUCGCGGAGGGAGCCGGACACGAGCCGCAGAUUCUCAAGCUCGCUCACAAGAUGCAUGUCAAUCUGGAGGAGAAGGGAACGAUGAAGUUGGACAGCUGGUAAAACGU
Blastocystis hominis is the source of this 1595-nucleotide messenger RNA. RefSeq lists its product as hypothetical. Gene Ontology annotation, molecular function: acetyl-CoA hydrolase activity; acetate CoA-transferase activity. The record is from RefSeq and is a predicted model, not a curated record. The transcript is spliced from 3 exons. Gene Ontology annotation, biological process: acetate metabolic process. NCBI's taxonomy places the organism in Eukaryota, Bigyra, Opalinata, Blastocystidae. The coding region runs from base 1 to 1590 and encodes 529 amino acids.